CGCUGAAGCAGUAUCGGGACAGCAGAGGACGAGGUCCGGUGGACCGAGAUUAAGGUUCCUGUACCAUGUGCACGGUAACGGUCUUUGGAAACAUUGUACAAAAAGGAAACAGUCGAUGUUCGGUGUCUUUGGGCGAACGCAGUGUUUGAACGCCUUGUCCCACGACGUAACCUGGUUUUGCGACACUGACGAUCGCAUCCAUUGAACAUCUUUAUUUGAUACAUGAAUGUCUCAUCAUUGACUCAAGCCACACUUUCAAGCUCCUCUGUGGAAAGAAGCAUGGCAAGUUUGGAUGUCACCACAAAUUCCUCUGGGGCUGUCAUUCCUGAAAUGUCUAUUAGCAGGCUUUUCCCUGCUCUUUUAGAGUGUUUUGGCAUUAUACUUUGCGGAUAUGUUGCUGGACGAGUGAACAUCAUUAAUUCUACAGAGGCUAAAGGAUUAGGAAGCUUUGUGUCAAUGUUUGCACUUCCUGGCCUCCUUUUUCAGAAUAUGGUGGUUUUAGACUUUGCUCACAUAAACUGGAUUUUUGUUUGCAGCAUUCUUGUGGCUAAGGUUGUAGUUUUCAUAACUGUCUGCAUUCUGACGCUGCUGAUAGCAAGUCCAGAAAGCCGAUUUGGCAAAGCUGGACUCUUCCCAAUCUUUGCUACACAGAGCAAUGACUUUGCUUUGGGAUAUCCUAUAGUUGAGGCUCUCUACAGGGAUACAUGUCCAGAAUACCUUCAGUAUAUUUACCUGCUGGCUCCCAUCUCACUGCUAUUGUUAAAUCCAAUUGGUUUCAUCUUCUGCGAAAUCCAGAAAUGGAAGGAAGAUCUGAAUAUUCAACAAAGCAAACUGAAGACUAUUACAAUGGUAUUGUUUCAGGUUUUAAAAAACCCAAUUGUUUUUAUGGUCAUUAUUGGAAUUUGUGGGAAUUUUAUCUUUGAAGAAAAGAUUCCAGCGAUUAUUGGAGAAUUUCUGGAUGGUCUGGCCAGUUCUUUCAGCGGCUCAGCUCUCUUUUAUCUUGGACUUACAAUGGUGGGACAGAUCACAAAGCUGAAAAAAAGUUCAGUUCUUGCAAUUAUUCUCCUGAUUACAGCCAAAUUAUUGGUACUUCCUCUCAUUAGCCGUGAAACGGUGGAAUUGCUAAACAACGGCAACACUGAUGCUAACUACACCAGUAUAUCGAACUUUGCAUUCUUAUAUGGAGUUUUCCCAACAGCACCAAGUGUAGCUAUUUAUGCAAGUCAGUACAAUAUGGAAAUUGAAAUUGUUACUCCAGGGAUGGUGAUAAGUACAUUUGUGUCUGCUCCCAUCAUGUAUGUGUCGGCGUGGCUUUUGACAGUUCCAUCCAUGCAAGCAGAAGUUUUGCAGUCUGCAAUUCAGGAUGUCAGCUUUGACCUAAGCAUAGUUACCCUAUUUUUUCUGGUAUGGACUGUAGCUGUCAUGGUGCUGAAUAAGAGAUUUAAGCAGCUGCCUCAUUUAUUCUCUCUUAACUUGCUGAUUGCACAGUGUAUGGUCUGCAUAGGAAUGGUCGUGUGGUAUGUUAUCCACAAACAAAAUAGUCUUCUUGGUCAAGUUCUGGGAUUCAUUGUGCUAUAUAGUUCAUUGUAUAGUGCAUACAUAUGGACAGGUCUGAUAGCACUAUCAUUACUUCUGUUGGAGAAAAAUGUGUCUGAGCACAGAGGGUUCUUCAUGAUUGCCGGAUGGGGAAUACCAGCAUUCAUUCUGGGAAUCAUAUUGAUUACUGGUCACCCAGAUAUGCAAUCAGUGGGUGAUUCAGCAUUCUUUUAUGGACGUUGUCAGAUUAUUAGUACAAUGGUGGUACUGUCGUGUAGCAUUAUUCUUGCGGGUUUAUCACUGAUGUUACUGAGUCGAAAUAGGCAGGAUAAUGCUUAUCAAAAGCUGCAACGCAACUCUAUUUCCAGGAGUACGAGUGAGGAUGGCAGAGUGAAUGAAGUCCAAGUAACAGCUAGCAAUGGAACAUCCAAUGCAGAAUUUGCAUCAGGAGAAGAAACCUGUGCAGGUCAAAUAGAAAAUCAAGGUGAAUUAUUAUGUUAUGCCAACCAGGAAGUUCUGAACAAUGACAGAACCAUGAAUGUGACAUCAGUGGAUGCAGAACAAAGUAUGGAACUGCGCACCCCUGAAAGCAGCUUGUUGAUGCAGGAAGGAGGGUGUUUACAGAGCACAGAUCCACAGCUCGCUAGGCACGUGCUACUGUGUUUGCUUCUCAUUAUAGGCUUGUUUGCUAAUGUAUCUAGCUGUUUGUGGUUGUUGGUUAACCCUGACCCAGGUCGCCUUUAUGUUGAACUGCAGUUUAUCUGUAUAAUCUUCAAUUUUGGACAGGGUUUUAUUUCCUUUGGCAUAUUUGGACUUGAUAAGCAUUUAGUCAUUCUUCCAUUUAAAAAAAGGCUGGAAAACCUGUGGUAUGGAAAAGAUUUUGGAGCACAGACUGAUAAUACUAUAGCUGAGAACAUAAGGAUGACUUGCCAACAGUUUACUCGGUAUCAUCGGGAUCAGUGUGUCAAAGACAUUGUUGAAAAGAGGAGGUGUGCAGCAGAAGCCUCCUCAGACAUUUUCCAGGGCAGUGAUCUGGUGGACUGGUUGAUUCAAGCUGGUCUUGCCCAUGACCGAGGUGAAGCUAUUAAAUAUGCAGACCGGUUACUUGAGGGUGGCGUAAUUCAGCACCUUACCGAUGACUCUUCAUUUCAAGAUAAUUCAGUGUACUACCGUAUGGUGCAGAGGAAUAUAGCAUAAUCAUCUGGACUUCAAUAGAGCUGCUUUGAAUUUAGAGAUGAAAUGCACAGGAAUUUUUUCUCAUUGCUGUAAAAAUGCAUUAAGUUUGUUUUUAAAUCUCAUUAUUAACCAAAGAUGUUGAAAUCUUCAGUUAUUAAAGUUUGCUAAUUUUGCCUAACAUUUUCUUUACUAAGAUGUAAAUUGUUAGAGCAUUGGUGUAUAUAGAAGGUGAUCUUAACCCACAUAAAAUGUAAGACAAAGAUUGUUCUGUCAGAUCAGGGUGGAAACGUCAUGCAAAUAGAUUUGAGCUAUGGAUUGCACUGAAGUAUUGAGUCAUUUUGUACAUGGAGAAGCACAUUUUUAUUUGCAGCAAGCUGAGCUGAAUGCUACCAUUGCUCUGCCUUAUCCAAAAUGUCUCAAAUGUCCAUGUAUCCAUGACUUUGACAUUCAAGACUUGAUAUUGUGUUUUCUUAACUUUAAUAAAAAUGCAGCAGAUCUGCUGAUGUUUUGAGGGAAAUAUUUGCACUUUAUGUUAAAAGGUGCACUUUUAAAUUUGAAUGCAUGUAAAAACCUGCAUGAAAAGCUGAAUAAUUAUAUUUGUUAAAAGUAUUCUAUUGUUUAAUGCUGGUCAUAGUUCAAGACAGAAUCUGAUGCAUUUAUAAAUACAGUGGCACGCAAAAGUUUGGGCACCCC
Molecule: messenger RNA, 3405 nt
Organism: Pristis pectinata (smalltooth sawfish)
Lineage: Eukaryota; Metazoa; Chordata; Chondrichthyes; Rhinopristiformes; Pristidae
Gene: gpr155a
Product: G protein-coupled receptor 155a
Exons: 16
Coding region: 223-2733 (836 amino acids)
Biological process (GO): transmembrane transport; intracellular signal transduction
Cellular component (GO): membrane
Source: RefSeq, a predicted model, not a curated record